AUGCUCAGUGGUCGAAAAGUCUCCAAGGAGCCCUGGGAGGGUGACCUGGAAAGCAAGAAGGAAAACUUUGUGCAGGAGGAGCUGUACAUCCAUGGAAAGUUAUUGAUUGCAGAUGACAGGACUAUUAUUUGCGGCAGUGCAAAUAUUAAUGAUAGGGACAGCAACAUGAUUGACAGUACUAUGCACGGCAAACCCUACAAAGCAUCACAGCUAGCUGCGACAUUACGACGCAAAAUAUGGCGCAAACACCUCGGUUUGCUACCACCCCAGAAUAUCAAUGCAAGUAAUGACCCAGGCGCCCAACCCCCGGGAGACUGUCAGUGGGAUUGUACGGACGACAAUAUCAAGGGGCCAGAGAAUGACUUUGUGACUGAUCCACUGAGUGACGAGCUGUGGGACACAUAG
This is a messenger RNA of Aspergillus thermomutatus, 405 nucleotides long. RefSeq lists its product as uncharacterized. The transcript is spliced from 2 exons. The coding region runs from base 1 to 405 and encodes 134 amino acids. Lineage: Eukaryota; Fungi; Ascomycota; Eurotiomycetes; Eurotiales; Aspergillaceae. Gene Ontology annotation, biological process: cell motility. The record is from RefSeq and is a predicted model, not a curated record. Gene Ontology annotation, molecular function: catalytic activity.